CUUGGAAAUUCAUGGAAGGAAAUUAAUGCAUUGUUAGAGGGAUAGAUGGACGGUGCAGCAAUGUUGAAAAUGCUAAUAUGCAUACACACACAAAUGCAUAGAAAUUGGUUUCAUUUCAGCUUCUAUAAAUAGCAACGCAAGCUGAAGGAAAUAUUCAUUCCAACAGAGUGAGAGCAUUUUCAAUAUUGGGAGUUAGAGAGAAAUUUUCUAGUGUGAGAAAAAUUUCUGUGAGAUAAACUCUUGGGGUGUAAUUGGGUUGUGGGUUUGUGAGAGAGUGUGAGUGUUUGUAAACACAGUGUAUAUUUCUCCUUUCUAUAAAAGGUCUGCAGCAGCCCGAAGACGUAGGCAUAAUUGGCCGAACUCCGUUAUCAAUUUGUGUGUGUUCUAUUAUUCUGCAUUUAAUCACUAUUCCACGAAUCUGAUUAUGGGGAAAUUUUGCGUAGUUUCCUAACAAAUCUCCAGCACCGAAAUCUCUUGAAACUUAUUGGGUGUUGCAUUCAAGAUGAUGAGAGACUUUUGAUUUAUGAAUUCAUGGUCAACAGAAGCUUGGACAACAUCAUUUUUGAUCAAACAAAAAGCAGCUUACUGCAUUGGGUUCAACGCUUUCAAAUUAUUAGUGGGAUUGCUAGAGGAGUCCUCUAUCUUCAUGAAGAUUCAACACUAAGGAUUGUUCACAGAGAUCUCAAGACCAGUAACAUUCUUCUUGAUGAACAUAUGAAUCCAAAAAUAUCAGAUUUUGGUCUUGCUAGGAUAUUUGGGGUAGAUGAAGCUGAAGGAAAAACAAAAAGAGUAGUGGGAACCUUUGGUUAUAUAUCUCCUGAGUGCAUCCGAGGAACUUUCUCUGUGAAAUCAGAUGCCUUUAGCUUUGGUGUCAUUGUACUAGAGAUAAUUUGUGGAAAGAAGAACAUGGAAUUUUUUCACAAUUAUAAUCUUGACCUUCUAUGCCACGCAUGGAGAGUGUGGAGUGAAGAGAAGCCUUUGGAAUUGAUAGAUGAAUCACUAGGUGAUUCAAUGGCAUUAUCUGAAGUGUUCAGAUGCAUUCACAUUGGGCUCUUAUGUGUACAAGAGAGACCAGAGGACAGGCCAGACAUGUAAGGUGUAGUUUUAAUGCUGAAUGGUGAGAAAUCAUUGCCCGAACCAAAGGAGCCUGCAUUUUAUCCACAACAAUUUGGUUCUCCUUCAAACAAUUAUGAACUGGGCUCAACCAAUGAAAUUUCUAUCACACAAUUAGAUGCAAGGUAGUUUGUAAAGACUAGUUUUACAGAGAUGAGCAAUUGUUGCAGUAGAUUUUAACAAUUAGUAUGAGUUCAAGUUAGUUUCCUGAACCUUCUUGCACAAGCAAGAGCUUCAUCCCAUUACUGUACUUAAAGACCAUCUGUUGUGAAAGGAGAUUUUUAUAGUUCCUUUUAUUCCCUUAAAUAAGAACACAUGUUACAUUGAACUAGUGUAAUUUUUUAGUAAUAAGCAUUUGUAAAAGAGUUGCUCCUGGCAUUCCAUAAUAUUUUUAGUUACAUGGAGGGGUUAAGCUCCCAGCAUUUGGAAAGAAU
This is a messenger RNA of Lotus japonicus, 1547 nucleotides long. RefSeq names its product cysteine-rich receptor-like protein kinase 34. Bases 532 to 1095 code for a protein of 187 amino acids. Gene Ontology annotation, molecular function: ATP binding; protein kinase activity. The record is from RefSeq and is a predicted model, not a curated record. NCBI's taxonomy places the organism in Eukaryota, Viridiplantae, Streptophyta, Magnoliopsida, Fabales, Fabaceae. Gene Ontology annotation, biological process: protein phosphorylation. The transcript is spliced from 4 exons.